CUCAGGCUGCUGGGAGAGUGGACCUAAGCACGGAACCCCGGACGCUGGGACAGGCAGCCCGCAGACCACCCCCGCCACGCGCGGGCCACGACGCCCUCCGCAGGGCCCGCCCGUCGGCCCCGGGAUCCCCGACAGUCUCCUUCCCGAGGUCGAUGCCCAUCAGGGGGCCCCCCCACACCCACGGCUCCCGCCGGGAGGGCCUGCAGUUCUGCCCGCCUGGCCCCGGACCCCCGCCAGGUGCCCACAGGGCAAGGCCCAAGAGGAUUGUAUUUGAGGAUGAACUGCCCUGCCGGGUACUUCUGGGCACCAAGAAGCCUGUUGGAUCCAUCCCUGGGGGGCAUAUGCGUAGUCCCCACCCAGUGCCCGACUAUAAGCUUAAGUACCCAGCGGUGAGCAGUGAGAUGGAACGAAGGUGUUAUGCUGCUGUGUUCCAGGACCAGUAUACAGAGUUCUUGGACCUCCAGCAGGAGUUGGGCUCUGCACAGGCUAAGCUCCAGAAGCUAGAGGCCCUGCUUACCUCACUGCCCCCACCCCGAAGCCAGAAGGAGGCUCAAGUAGCUGCCCGUGUCAGGAGGGAAUUUGAGAAGAAGCGGAUGGACCCCAGCUUUCUGGACAAGCAGGCUCGCUGCCGCUACCUGAAGGGCAAACUAAGGCACCUCAAGACACAGAUCCAGGAAUUCGACAACCGAGGAGACAGUGAGGACUCUGUGUACUUCUAAACAUCCUGACAGACAGGCAGAGGAAUACACUGGGGUGGGGUGGGGGGCAGGGGUCCCACCUUGCACUUGCUUCUCUACCUCCCAGCCUUAGCUCUUGCUCUUCCCUCCACCUAGGGUAGCUUUCCCUGAUUGCAAAUGCCUCAGCCUUUGAGGCUUAGCUCUGAUGACCCCUACUCCAGGAAUUAUUCCCAGGACCCCCAACCCUGACUCCAUAGGGGCCCUACAUCUCAACUCAUCCUCUGGAAGCAGGUCCUGCUUUCCAAUCCCAGUGGAA
Messenger RNA from Molossus molossus (Pallas's mastiff bat), 993 nucleotides. It is a transcript of the gene OCEL1, whose product is annotated as occludin/ELL domain containing 1. The coding region runs from base 153 to 719 and encodes 188 amino acids. The record is from RefSeq and is a predicted model, not a curated record. The transcript is spliced from 6 exons. Gene Ontology annotation, cellular component: bicellular tight junction; apical plasma membrane; cytoplasmic vesicle. Lineage: Eukaryota; Metazoa; Chordata; Mammalia; Chiroptera; Molossidae. Gene Ontology annotation, biological process: bicellular tight junction assembly.